Molecule: messenger RNA, 1387 nt
Organism: Grus americana (Whooping crane)
Lineage: Eukaryota; Metazoa; Chordata; Aves; Gruiformes; Gruidae
Gene: GP9
Product: glycoprotein IX platelet
Exons: 2
Coding region: 83-709 (208 amino acids)
Source: RefSeq, a predicted model, not a curated record
GUCAGCUCCAGUUGCUACAUGUACUCCAACGCUUUACCAAGCAGAGGGAAAGGAAUCAAGAGGGAGUAAAUAAGGUUGAAGCAUGAACAAGGCAGUAUUCAUCACUGUUGCGGGAUUUGCCAUGUCAUUGCUGUUCCACAUGACCCAAACUGAAGUCUGUCCUCCCUCCUGCAAUUGUAAGUCACCGGGAGAAAUGACGGAUUGGCAUAUAGACUGCAGUUCCAGGAAGCUGACGGAAGUGCCUGCCUUGCCCGUUAACACCAAGAGGCUUUAUCUACAGAACAACAGCCUGACCUCAGUCCCUCCCGGUGUCCUGGACAGCUUGCGCAGCCUGGAGGAAGUGAAAAUAUUUGACAAUCCUUGGAACUGUGACUGUCAUAUUCUGUAUCUAAAACUCUGGUUAGAAGACUUCUCUCCACUCUCUCUUGAAGACAUCAGAUGUGCAACCCCAGCUCCCGUGAGGAUGAAGCCCUUGAGUCAGCUGACUGGGAAUGAACUGGGGAUUUGUAAGACACUUCUCCCAAUCAAGUGUCUUGAGUUCUUUUGGCGAGACCUCAUUUUAAUUGCUGGAGCAAUAAUUGCAAUUAUUUUAGUAGCAUGGGCUCUGAAAUUCUCAAAAAAGCUGGUCUGCCAAAUAAACCUAAGCCAAUAUGACUCUACGGGCUCACUGUUGGGCAGGCAGACCUCCAAAAACCGCAAGAUACAAUGAGCUGUUCACUACCACUAGCUUGAACAGAAACCUCCAACUAUUCUACCACAAAAAAGCACAUGCACUGGCAACACCAAUUUUAAUGGUCAACAUGCUACAAACAGAUCCAAGGGCUCAAAGUCUUGGUCCUCAGAUAGGCAAGUUUUGAUUUAAUUUCCUUUCAAAAAUAAGCUUGGUGAUGUAUUGACUGGCAAGUUUCAUUCUGCUGCCAUCUACUCAUGUGAAAAGCAGUUUCUAAAUUUUUUAAAAACCAUUUAACUUAGCAUUUUUCCACUGAAAUCUGAGUUUUUAUAGCAAGAAGAUUUAUAUUCCCAAAUCCUACACUUUUGAAUAUAUAGAGAUGAACAACAAUUGUACUAUUUUAGCAAUUCUUUUCUCACUCAGAAGCUGCAUGAGUUUGUGUCCCCAUGGGCUUGGUAGGACCAUUCUUGCGUGCAAAUUCAGCCGUCUCUUCCUUGGAUUCAGGAGUUUCCUGCCAGCAAACCCACAAUGAUUAUUUAGGCCAGCCACUGAAUGUAUCCCUUAUUGAAUACGUUUAAAGGUGAACUUGAAUGAAAAUAUAAUCAGUAAAAAUAAUUUUAAAUACUGUUGUAUUUCCUAGAGAGUGAACAAUAAAAAAGCAUUCUGUGUGAAAUUGAAAUAAUGGAUGUUUAUUGAACAUUCAUACUCACCCAAGUC